This is a messenger RNA of Postia placenta MAD-698-R-SB12, 817 nucleotides long. RefSeq lists its product as hypothetical. Bases 67 to 741 code for a protein of 224 amino acids. The record is from RefSeq and is a predicted model, not a curated record. The transcript is spliced from 6 exons. Lineage: Eukaryota; Fungi; Basidiomycota; Agaricomycetes; Polyporales; Adustoporiaceae.
CAACUUCCUCAUACACCACCACCACCACCUACGAACUCAACCAUCAACCAACUCCAAAUCAACAUCAUGGGCCGCAUCCUCUUUGUCUACACGUCUUGCAGCCGCACCCUUACCGGCGCGCAGACCGGAUGGUACCUCCCGGAGGCUGCUCACCCAUACUAUGUCCUCGCGGCGCACCACGAGAUUGACUUCGCAUCGCCCAACGGGCCCAACCCGCCUGUUGACGAGGGAAGCGUCGAGAUGUUCAAGGACGACGAGAGCGUCAAGUUCCUCCAGGACGCGACCGUAACGGAAAAGCUCGCAACCGCGAAGAAGCUCUCGGAGGUCAACCCCAGCCAGUACGACGCGGUCUUUUACGUCGGCGGGCAUGGUCCCGUGCUUGACCUUGCAACUGACCCGACGAACAUCAAGGUUGGGAACGAGUUCUGGCGAUCAGGAAAGAUCACUUCGGCAGUCUGCCACGGACCUGCUGCCCUGGUCGGCGUGACUGACGCCGAAGGCAAGUCGAUCUUCACCGGUAAGGCCGCUACGGGCUUCUCCAACACAGAGGAGGAGCAGGUCAACAAAGUGAAGGACAUUCCUUUCCUGCUCGAGUCCAGAAUCAAGGAACUUGGUGGCAAAUACGAGGCGGCGGCUGAGCCUUGGGGCGUUAAGGUUGUUGUCGACGGCAAGCUCAUCACGGGUCAGAACCCCGCCUCUGCAAAAGCCAUUGGUGAAGCCAUUCACAAGGCCCUUGCUUGAGGUCGUCGCACACUAACAGUAUACUGUAAUCUUAUCUUGUGACACUGUACCAAUAUCAUGAUUGUCCAUUGGCUCA